Molecule: messenger RNA, 378 nt
Organism: Candidula unifasciata
Lineage: Eukaryota; Metazoa; Mollusca; Gastropoda; Stylommatophora; Geomitridae
Source: the annotation of a GenBank genome assembly
AUGCCUGAUGAACGCAGAAUUAAAUUUCCGGAAGGGACAGGUCUUCUGAGUGGUGAUUCGUCCAGAGCUCAAAGAUGGUUUGUUCUGGCUGUGGAAGUUGUGGGCAAGCCAACUGCAGUCAUGACCUAUUUCCUGAUAUUAUUUUACAUGUUUCUGGUAUCUACUGAUUUCGUGGAGUCUUUUGUUGAUGGGCGACCCAGAAGCAGCACAAAAUUCUGUAACAUUAUGGCCGCUUUCAUGUUUGCAGCAAUGACGCUUUUCCUGAUCACCGUGGUAGAAAACUGGACACCUCGCCGCCAUGACAGGCCAAACAGAUCUCAACAGCAAGAGACUACAAGUGCAGAAGGGGAUGGUUGUUUUAUUACAACUGAGAAUUGA